GUAAAACCUUAAAAAAGUAGUGGUGCACUCUAGAAGAAGGGAACGGGAAUACCUACCGCACGGCAUAUUAUUUCUAGAGUUUUGCUUGUUCACACCGUUGCUAUUUAUCUAAACUUGCACAAAAGGUUUUCAAGUUGUGUUGUAAUUAAGCUCUGGCGCUUACCCGUUUCUGUGAGAGUUGAGAUUCGAGCCGAUCGUUCCUUGCCGGAGUUCGGUAUCCGGGACAUCGACACUUUGUUCCUGAGACGCCUGAAAUGAUAGUGCUUAAAUGAACGACGGAAAUAUGACUACCAACAGCGUGGAAGCCGAGUAUGCAAACAUAGCCAACCGUAAUGCUUGGCCUCUCGUUUAUCAGAAAAUCGGCCGUGAAUGCCAGAACUACACGUACACGUGCAUCGAGGCGAAGAAGCCACAGAACAAGCCGCUCAACCGCUACCGGGAUGUGAACCCCUACGACCACAGUCGCAUCAUCCUAACGCGGUGUGAGCGCGACUACAUAAAUGCCAACUUGGUCAAGAUGGAGCGCGCCAACCGCAAGUACAUCCUGACUCAGGGUCCGCUCGCGUUCACAGUGAGCCACUUCUGGCUGAUGGUGUGGGAGCAGCACAGCCGCGCCAUCCUCAUGCUCAACAAGAUCAUCGAAAAGAACGAGAUCAAGUGCCACUGGUACUGGCCCCACGGCAUCGGCGCCGAACACAAGAUGGCGCUCACCGACGUACAGCUCACCGUCGAGCAGCUCAGUGAGGAGGACUGCAGCUACUACUCCACCAGGGUCUUCAGGAUCCAAGACAUGGAGAGCGGGGAGAGCCGCGAGGUGAUCCAGUUCCAUUACACGACGUGGCCGGACUUCGGCGUGCCGUCGUCGCCGGGGGCGUUCCUGCAGUACCUAACGCGCGUGCGGGCGUCCGGCGCGCUCGAGCCGGACGUGGGCCCGGCGAUCGUGCACUGCAGCGCCGGCAUCGGACGCUCCGGCACUUUCUGUCUGGUGGACUCCUGCCUCGUCAUCAUUGAGAAGGAAGGCGAGCAGAGUGUGAACAUCCAAGAGAUAUUGCUUGAGAUGCGGAAGGACCGAAUGGGGCUCAUACAGACGCCGGACCAGCUGCGCUUUUCGUACCAAGCGGUCAUCGAGGGCGCUAAAAGACUCGACCCUAAUUGGACAGAAGAGCCCAAAAUGGAGGAGAGCAUUUAUUCGACCGUGGCCGAGACGGAAGAAGAGGCGCCGCCUCCCCCGCCCCCGCGAGGGGAGAGCCUGGCGCGACCCCCCGCCCGACCCUUGCCUGCCAUCCCCGCGAGCACCUCCCUCGGCAACUUGGCCUGUGAAUUCAGAGAGGAGAGCUCGGAUGAGGGCCCCGGUACUCCACCGCCCGCGGAUUCCUCGCAGUCUUCGGAUGAUCAGCAGGCGUCUUCUGCCGACGAUGAGGAUGACGAACCACCCCCGUCGGUGCCAGAGAGCGGUGAGACAUCGGAGACGCAAAGGCCCGACCUGAGGCGUCGCAAGAACCGCGAGCUGGCGGACAGAGUUUCGGCGAUGAAGCGGCGCGCGCGCAACGCCGAGAAGUGGCACAACCUAAAGAGGUCCCUCUACAAACCACUCACCAUCACCUUCGGCAUCAUUAUCGCCGGCAUUCUCGUCUACUCUUACGUCAAGCAUUAACCGCUCAAUACAUCACUACUCACUAGGCGCCUGUGACUAGUAACCGUACUCGCAGACGUAACGCCUUAUUCCAAAACGCGGAUGAAACUUUUAAACAAAAUCCGCCUCAUUACAAAGCUUAGCCUUAAGUUGAACCUGGACUAGAACUGAUAGUGUCACUUUUGUUUGGUACGAAAAAGACAGACAGCAGAUUGGGUUUGAACCAAGACUUGGUUGGUCUUGGUUCAAACCCAAUGUAGUCUCUCCUUCUUAAUCGAAUUUCAGAGUUAAAUAAAGUCUCUGAGUGCGGCUUCAAACUCCUGAUAAACUGUCACUAGGCGCCCAAAUUUCCCAGUAAGCAAUCACUAGGUGCCUGUAUUAUUAUUCCGAAUAAAUUUAAAAAGUCACCCGUUAAAACACUACUAUAUGGUAGCAAUAAUAAUUCUGCAAUAACAUUUUAUAAGGACCCCGUGACCAAAUUUUAAUUAUAAGUCUGUCCAUUUAUUUAUUAUCUUUUUGACAGAUCGACACCCAUGAAAUGAAAUUUUGUAUUGUACUUCAUGGACGGGUACCGUGCACUUACUUAAUCGUUAGAAAUAAAUGAGUACAACCAAAUUGAAAGGUAGAAACCAAGUAAUUAAAAUAUUAACAUUAUAUAAAGUUCAUAAUAUAAAUUUCUUAGUUUAUUUUUAAUUUAUUCAAAAGUAUCAGAUUCUUCAUAAAAUAUUUUGAUGUAUAUACAUACAUAUUAUAGAUAAAUCACACCCAGAC
Chilo suppressalis (striped riceborer) is the source of this 2404-nucleotide messenger RNA. The record is from the annotation of a GenBank genome assembly. NCBI's taxonomy places the organism in Eukaryota, Metazoa, Arthropoda, Insecta, Lepidoptera, Crambidae.